GUUUGUUCUGUUCUCAAAGGUCAGAACUCCCAUUUGCCCUUACUGUAUAUAAUCGUGUUCAGAUUCUCAGGCUUCUACCCUCUUCUCAUCCUGUUUCGUUCAUCUCUUCUUUCGUUUCACUUCAUCUGUCUAUAUAUUUACCAUCUUUCUUCGUGAUUUCUAAAUUCCCCUUGCACAAUGGGUUACGAGAACGAUCCCUAUCGCGAUGAAGAUGGCGAGCCGUUGAUGGAUUACGACGACGGAUUUCAAUCCGAUCACGGUGAUGAUAACAACAAUCAACAUCAAAACCUCCUUGAUGACAAUCUCGAUGAUGAAUUGGAAGAUAAUGAUUGGCAGAGUAAUAGGCAGGAACGGUCUCCGACGCCGGUUCACAACGAAUCCGAUUCGAAGUCGAAGCCCCGUAAAAGGUUAAUCAAGAAGAGCACGGCGGAGGAGACCUUGCCGGAUUUCGCGAUUGAUGAUGACGUGGAGGAUGAAAUGGCGAGUUUUGUCAGGGAUGAUUCGGAUAGUGGCGGUGGGAAGAGGAAGAAGUUUUCCAGUGGCGGUGGGAGUAGUAGCAAGAAGAGGGAGAAGAAGUUGAGUGCUUCCAAGUUCUCGGAUAGAGGAGGGAGAUCGAAUGAGAAAGGUGGGUCGAAAUUUAAGGUAAAUAGUAAAAGGGGUGGGCGUUCUGGUGGGGAUGAUGCAGAAGUUAAAGAGAUGUGGGAUACAAUUGCUGGCGGCGAUUCAGAGGAUGACAAAGAGGGUCCAAGAAUGCUAGAUGAUGAUAAUUUCAUAGAUGAUACCGGUGUUGAUCCAGCUGAUCGAUAUGCAAGCGACCAUGGAGGUUAUUCUCCCAGCCGUGCUCCUCAGGCUGAGGAGGGUGAAGAAGAUGAUGAAAUCAAGGACAUGUUCAAGAUGGGUAAGAAGAAGAAGAAGACUGAGAAAAGUGCUGCAGAGAUUGCAUUACUUGUUGAAAAUGUGAUGGCUGAACUUGAAGUUGUAGCAGAAGAAGAUGCAGAACUAAACAGACAAUCAAAACCAGCUAUUAAUAAACUCAGAAAGUUGCCACUUCUAACUGAAGUACUAUCUAAGAAGCAACUUCAAUUAGAGUUUCUAGAUCAUGGAGUUCUAACUCUUUUGAAAAAUUGGCUUGAACCCCUUCCGGAUGGAAGCUUGCCCAAUAUAAACAUUCGUGCAGAAAUAUUGAAGAUCCUAACCGAGUUCCCCAUUGAUUUAGAUCAAUAUGAUAGAAGAGAGCAAUUAAAGAAAAGUGGGCUUGGAAAGGUUAUUAUGUUCUUGUCAAAAUCUGAUGAAGAGACCACAUCCAAUAGAAAGCUUGCGAAAGACUUGGUUGACAAAUGGAGUCGACCAAUAUUUAAUAAGAGCACAAGAUUUGAGGACAUGCGAAACUAUGAAGAUGAGAGAAUGCCACCCAUGCGUCGACCAACAAUGAAAAAGCCUAUGAAUAAAGCUUCAGGGAUGCAUUCAAGAGAUGAUGAUCUGGAUUUGGCUGAAUAUUCUCAGGAACCAAAAUCUGGAAACUCAUCUUCUAGACUAACAUCAAGGCCUGAAGCAAUGCCACUAGAUUUUAUAAUACGCCCACAAUCAAAGAUUGAUCCUGAUGAAAUUAGAGCCCGGGCUAAACAAGUUGUGCAAGAUCAGCGUCGCCUCAAGAUGAACAAGAGGUUGCAACAGUUGAAAGCACCUAAAAAGAAACAGCUUCAAGCUACAAAGCUAAGUGUGGAGGGCCGUGGAAUGGCGGAAGUCGUGUGUGUUUGA
This is a messenger RNA of Lactuca saligna, 1758 nucleotides long. NCBI's taxonomy places the organism in Eukaryota, Viridiplantae, Streptophyta, Magnoliopsida, Asterales, Asteraceae. The record is from the annotation of a GenBank genome assembly.